GAACAACUGCCUUGCAGACUGUUUAUAAAGCAUACGGGAGCCGGGUGGUGCCAAAAAUGGACGGAACGACCUUUCUCGAAUUUACCGGAAGAGCUGCGGCGAGGGACGUGCGCGCUCCCGCGCCCGGGCACGACGUCGGAAGUCCAGUCGUCCCCAUCCGUGUACCGUUUCCGGUAGCACACAGCAGCCACCGUUGAAUGAGAGCGGGCUCCGUCGCAGCUGCCUAAAAAUGAACACGGUCCUGUCCAGAGCCAACUCGCUGUUCGCGUUUUCCCUGAGCGUCAUGGCGGCGCUGACGUUCGGCUGCUUCAUCACCACCGCCUUCAAAGACAGACGAGUCCCCGUGGACAUCCGCGUCUCCAAAGUUAUGCUGAAGAACGUGGAUGACUUCACCGGCCCCAGAGAGCGCAGCGACCUGGGUUUCAUCACCUUUGACGUGUCGGCUGAUAUCCUUCACAGGCCCGUCUUUGACUGGAACGUCAAACAGCUAUUUCUCUACCUGUCGGCCGAGUACGCCACCAAGAGCAACGCUCUGAACCAGGUGGUGCUGUGGGACAAGAUCGUCCUCCGUGGAGAAAACACCAAGCUCAACCUCAGAGACAUGAAAUCCAAAUACUUCUUCUUCGACGACGGGAACGGACUCAGGGCCAAUAAGAACAUCACUCUGACGCUGUCCUGGAACGUGGUUCCCAACGCGGGGAUCCUCCCGCUGGUGGCCGGGCGCGGAUACGUCAGCCUGCCUUUCCCCGACUCGUACGAGGUCGCCAGGAGCUAUUAGACACAGGAAGCCAGAUGGAUGUAAAUGUUAUUUGUAAUAAAAAUAAAAAAUGGAA
Molecule: messenger RNA, 833 nt
Organism: Menidia menidia (Atlantic silverside)
Lineage: Eukaryota; Metazoa; Chordata; Actinopteri; Atheriniformes; Atherinopsidae
Source: the annotation of a GenBank genome assembly